Messenger RNA from Priapulus caudatus, 6033 nucleotides. RefSeq names its product mucin-5AC-like. Gene Ontology annotation, biological process: regulation of DNA-templated transcription. NCBI's taxonomy places the organism in Eukaryota, Metazoa, Priapulida, Priapulimorpha, Priapulimorphida, Priapulidae. Gene Ontology annotation, molecular function: transcription coregulator activity. The record is from RefSeq and is a predicted model, not a curated record. Gene Ontology annotation, cellular component: nucleus. The transcript has 17 exons. Bases 163 to 6033 code for a protein of 1956 amino acids.
UGAAUAACAACAACAACACUCAAUUUGAGUUGUUUACUAGUAACUCGUACUUGAUGGUAUACAUUGGAGAGACUAUCAAGUUAUUGACAUGGUGCAAGAUGAAAUGAGGGAUUACAUACUGCGAUGAAAACAUAGUAGGUGUAGUGAUUCUAAUAUAAUGCUAUGAAGACGAGAAAAAAGCCACCACCGCCAGAAAAAUCACACAGUGAGAAGUGUGCAGCUACUCGACACUCUCCAAAAAAACUUUCUUAUUCAAGAAAAAGGGUUAGCCCUUCUCAUGCUGUGAAAAAAAAAUUACCUAGUGUUGCUCAUGACUCGACAUAUAAACUAACUCGUGCUUCUCCAGCAAAGGAGCACAAAGUGACGACAAUCAGAAAAAGGGUAACAGAUGUCAGACCAACGUGUUCCACGUCAUCAUCCUUGGAACGAGAAGAUUUCCCAGAUGGCGCUGCUGAUGAUACGGUAGUCUCCUGCCUGACAUCUGAUAGUGAGAAAUGCCAUCUGGAGGAACUUAACCAGAAUCUCAAGUUUAUGAAUACAGAAGGAAGCCCUAUGUUAUCGGAGCUGCAUGGUCCAUUGAACCAGAUGCCUACUGAGGAAAAAUCCCCCACAAAGAAAACUACAAGGAAGAAAGGGAGCACUAUUCCAGUUGGGCCAAAGUCAUCACGGACAACCAGUAAGGCAUCACUGCGAGCCAAAGCUACAAUGAUUGUGGAGAGCCAACCUAAACGUAAUGCUCGUAAACGCAUAAGAUACAGUCCUGAAAGGAAGAGCAAGCGACAGAAAAUUGGGUGCAGCACAGAUAGCAAGAGCAAUGUCAAAAUAGCAGAAAUGCCUUCUAAGAAAGAUGGAGAAGAAGACUACUUAAAUAUUGACCGACUCUUGGAGCAGCAUGCAGCCAAGAGUAAUCUGUCGGUGAUCAAUGUGAAAAGCAUACUGCACCAUGUAAUCACGAAUGAACAUGUGCUGGCAAUGGUUCAAAACACAAUGGGAGAAUCAGAGACUGUAGAUGAAGCCCUGUGUAUUCCUAAACUGACCAGGUCAAAGGUCCGAGAGGUGAAGCAGAAAGGGCAGCUUUCAGUUCCCUGGCCAGUGUCACCUAUGAAGAAGAGGUCUAACCCAAAGAUUUUAGAGGCAGAGUUUUCGGAGACAGAAGAUGAGGAAUACAACCCAGAAGCUGAUCCAGAGGCAAUUGAGAGCGAUGAAGAGAGCUGGUUGUCCCACCCUAGUGAGUUAGGGUCACCAGCAACCUCCUGUGGGCCAUUCACCCCACAGACUCCCACACCCUUGUCGUCUACUCCUCUGAAGGAGCCUGAUGACAAUCAUGGAGAUUCAGAGCCUACCAGGCAGACAGCUAAGCACAUAGUGGCUAUGCCGGUUCCAAUGGGACCUCCGCUGUACAAACCGCCCGCUGUGCCAUCGACCUCGCAGGCAACUGAUGCAGAUGCUGAGCUAAUAGCCUGCAGAACACGCUCCAAGCUCCCUCUGGUGGACACUCCGCUGGAGGAGAUCGAGGCCAACUUUAUGUUUCCAGAUCUGUUCCCAGAUUUGCAUGACGAGACAGAGGCUCAAGACCCAGAGUGGCUCGACUGGCUGGCAGGCCUGUACAGCACCUCCUUGGAAAAAAACGAUCAUAAUGAAAGUGUAGAUGAAGAAGCCAAUGACCCGGAGUAUAAUUUCCUCGAAGACAAGGAGGAGGUGGAUAAGGAGGACUUCCGGGAUGAUAAGGCCGUCAGAGUGACAAAGAAGGAACUGAAUGAACUCAUGCAAGAACUUGCUGACAUUCUUGAGGAAGAUGACACAUCAGAGUACAUCAUUCCACUGGCAAAUGCCACACCAUCUCUGCCAACAAGCACUGUUGAGCUGAAGUCGGAGUGGGAAGAAUGGCAAAGCAAGGAAGGUCACCACCACCAGCUGCAACAGCAACAACAACAACAGCAGCAGCAGCAACAGGAGCAGAGUGAACUAUGUGUCAUGGAGGAACACCUCAAAACUGAGGAAUUUCCAUUUAAUGAUGACUUGAGAAGAAAGCUAGCUGACCAGAUGCGAAAGCAUGUACAGUUGUCCACACAGACGUUUCUGUUGACCAAUGAAUGUGAGGGAAUGAGUGAGGAAGCUCUCCUUUGCAAGCAAUUCCUGCAUGAGCUUGGUAAAUAUGCGAGCAUGUCACUAAGUCAAGGAAAAUCCGCAUUCAAUACAUGCAACCUGAAUGAGGGAUUGGCCAUAGUGGACAAUGCCAAUAUCAAUCAUAUAGCAGACGAAUCCCCAGGGAAACAGAAAAAGCGAGUGAGAAAGGUCUUCCCUGAACUCAAGCCCCACACGGUGCUGACACUGGCUGAGAGUCGAGCCUUCAUCUACCCUGAGAUGCUGCCAGCACACGGCCUGCUGCCAAAGCAACCGCCGAAGGAGCACGAGAAGCCAGUUUUCAUAGAAGCAGAAGACAACUUGAUAGCCAUGGGUAUAGCUCAGUUCCCAAGGACUGAUCCUCAGUAUGCGAGGCUUAUCAGACAGCAUAUGGUGCCGACAAAGACUGAGCAGCAGAUACGGCUUCGCAUUAAGAAUUUGACAGUUGCAAAAGCGACCAAUAACUCGAUCAAGUACUUUAAGGACCAUGGCAAAGUUCCGGACUUCAACUUCUCGCCUCCAUUGUUCGAUCCAGCGCUAGUGGUGCCACCUGCCGCAAACAUGAUUAAGCCUGUGUGGUACAUGAAAUAUCUGUCGUACCGCAAUGACGCCGCUCACAGUGCGUUCUCACUGCCAAAACCAACACAGCUCAUGGCCGACUUUCCGACGAUUAUCUUCCUCACUGGAAACGAGCUUCUGGGCGUGCCCGCCAUCACACAGCCGUCGGUGACCAUGCUCAGUUUGAGUGCCGGCGUUGGCAGUACUGUAACGACUUCGCCAGCGUACGUGCAGGAUACUAAGCAGCUACCUUUGCAGCAGACUGCACCAGUAGGUCGUCCCCAACCAGUGAAUGCUAAGAGUGUAGUGCUGUUGUCCCCGGCAACGGCCUUGGUCGGAUCGCCAUGUACGACCACCUCCCCGUUGCCAUCUGAUGGUGUCGUCAAGACCGCAGUCGUCAUGGCAACCCCCGUAAUUCUAUCGACGCCCGCAGCCUACGUGUCAACCUCAAUCCGGACAUCUACGAUGCCGAUUCAUGUUGCCACGGUCACCGCCUCAUCCCAGCUUCCAGCGUGGAGCGGGUCGGCACUGGUGCGUGAAAACGUGAGGGGAGUGGACGGAGCGUCGGCGGUUGGGGUGUGCACCACAACAUGGUGCACACCAAUCCUUCCAGCGCAGUCACGUGGAUUCUCUCCUGUAAAUGUUCCCGGAGAUGACAACCAGGAACAAGCGCAGGGCAUUGCUAUAUCUGUGGCAGAUCCAACAGAGACUGCAUCUGCUUCGCUGGCCACGUCAAGUGUGUUGUCAUCACAGUCUGUGACGGUGGCGCCAUCGAUUUUGCCAUUAGUAACCUCCGUGGUGCCGGUGUCAGAACAGCCAUCUCUACCCUCAGUGCUGCCAGAUACCUCAUCGGUGUCACCAUCACCAGCUUCAGCAUCUCCGGCAGAACUGGUGCCGGCAGUGUUGGUGCCGCCCACAUUGUCGAAGUCGUCAUUGUCAUCAUCACUGUCACCACCACCAUCGUCAGCGUCACCAUUUUCAGUAUCGUCUUCAUCGGCAUCAGUGCCAGUGUCGAUGUCGCUGUCGCAACCAUCCACAUUGGUGGUGACGUCGUCUAGGUCAGAGUUAUCAUUGCCAGCGAUGCCAGCACAUUCGUCAGCGUUGGUUCCAACAUCAUCAGUGUCACCAUCACAGGUGUCACCGUCGCUGACACAACCGGUGUCAAUGUCACCGUCAUCACGGUCCCCGUCACCACUACCGGUGGAUCCAUUCCUAGGGUCACUAUCGCGAUCAUCCGAAUUAUCGUCGUCGUCGUCAUUAAUGUCCGUUCGCAGUCCAGCAGACGUUUGUGUGAUGUCACCAAUCUCGAUCACGGCAAAGUCCAAGAAAGGCCGACACAUAGUCGUUAGAAAUAUUGGUGUCGUGUCGAGCAAACGUAGCCCAAGGAAGAGUCUCGCAAAGAAGAACAUGGAGCUGAGGCAGGCGGCUUCCUCGUCAAGAACGUUCGGCAUCCUCCCAGCAACACAUGACAGUUGUGAGCCAAUGCCACGUGGCAUCAGCGUGUCAGACCCACGUAGCAGCAGUUCCUCUGUGCCAUUAACGACGGACGUGCCAGUGCCACCAAGUGCAAUUGUGGCACGGUCAUCUACUGCAAUUGUGCCAGUUCCAGCAAGUGCAAUUGUGGCACGGUCAUCCACUGCAAUUGUGCCAGUUCCACCAGGUGCAAUUGUGGCACGGUCAUCCACUGCAGUUGUGGCCCGGUCAUUCACCACAAUUGUGCCAGUUCCAGCAAGUGCAAUUGUGCCAUUUCCAACGAGUGCAAUUGUGGCACGGUCAUCCACUGCAAUUGUGUCAGUUCCAGCAACCCCAAUUGUGACAUUUCCAUCAAGUGCAAUUGUGCCAGUUCCAGCGAGCCCAAUUGUGACAGUUCCAUCAAGUGAAAUUGUGCUAGUUCCAGCAAGCCCAAUUGUGCCAGUUCCAUCAAGUGCAAUUGUGUUAGUUCCUGCGAGCCCAAUUGUGCCAGUUUCAUCAAGUGCAAUUGUGCCAGUUCCAGCAAGUACAAUUGUGCCACUUCCAGCAAGUACAAUUGUGAAAGUCCCAGCAAGUACUACUGAAGGAGCACUGAUACGAACACAGCAUGUCCAGUUUCAACCUGAUGCCGUAACGGUCAUAGCUUCAACGGCAUGCAGCAGCAGCUCUGAUGACAGCAGCAGUAAACACACAUUGCCUAUGCUGGAACGUAGCAGCCGUGAUGGAGUAGUGACCCAUUCAGCAGCCUCUGGUCGUGCAGCAGUAGACGAGUUGGGCGUAAACAAACAUUCCACCAGAAUCCGGACGUCCGUUUUGCGUCACGGUUCUCGAGCCGAUGACUGUACGAUAGCUGCCGCUGCAAUGACCAUGACUCGAUCCGGUCCCGUGAGUGAGGCGUCGAUGCCUUCCCCUACCUCUGGUGUUAGACCCUGCGUCGUGUCGCCACCGCCGCAUUGCACGAUCACCACCCACGUCCCUCUCCCUGGUGGAGAGGUGCUGCUGAUGCACAGCAGCCCUACAAAGCAGUCACACAGGGGUAUGCCUCCGUGUCAGGACCACGAUACGACCACGUUGCCUCGCACAGCAGGUGGCGACUCCGUGGCGAGUUACUCCAUGUGUGGCUGGAGCCCACAUAGCACUGCAGCUAAGGACUCAGUUGCGAGUAUAGACAGCGGUCAUCUUCCACAUGAAGAGCCACCAGCAGGGUUGGUGGCUGUGCCGAUUGUGCAGGAGAUUGUCACGACUGACGUUCCUAGGAGAUAUGUUGAUAUUCAACCACUAGAUGGCGCCAACCUGACUGCAUCUGCUUCUGUACAGCCCAGCACAAGUUGUCAGUCAUCGUCGACGGCCUCGAAUCUCGUCACCGCGACAGGCACGAGCAAACAACCACUUGGCGAGGAUGCUGGAGCGCCAUCUGGUGGCACUUCGAUUGCUGCCGGGCAUCCGGGCGACGGCGAAGAGUUUGACAGAGGGGUUGGGGAGGAAGGACCACUGCGAAGUGUGCUAUUGCCGCGAGAUUCUCCCGGCCGCCCCGACCAUGUUCCGCUGAUGGUGUCUGCUCUGGAGACGACGCCAGACAAGUCAUCGUCAGCAUCCCCUGUGGCAUCGUGCAGCAUGCUGAUCGAGUUAUCAUCAGCAGCGCCCCCUUUUCUGUCACUAAACACGCCCAAGAAGUCAUCGUCAAUAACCCCUGUUGUGUCGCCAGGCACACCAAACAAGUUGUCAUCAGCGCCCCUUAUGGCAUCGCUAAGCACGCCGGAUAAGUCAUCAGCGCCCUCUAUGGCAUCCCUGAAUACUCCGGAUAAGUCAUCAGAACCCCCUAUGGCAUCGCUAACCACGCCGGAUAAGUCAUUCAGGCGUCCCUCUAAUGGCAUCCCCUGA